Messenger RNA from Striga asiatica, 774 nucleotides. Lineage: Eukaryota; Viridiplantae; Streptophyta; Magnoliopsida; Lamiales; Orobanchaceae. The record is from the annotation of a GenBank genome assembly.
AUGGAAACUCACAGAUGUCUGAUCAUCGAAACUCGUAGUGAAUUUUCGCUCCUUCUGCGUGGGGACACUCGUGAUGGCUGCCUGCACGGCAGCCCCGUAUGCAACGGCCUCAUCCGGGUUAAUGCUCCUGCACAACUCCUUCCCCUCAAAAAUAAUCUGCAGCAUCUUCUGAACCUUGGGAAUUCUGGUCGAGCCUCCAACCAGGACGACAUCAUGGAUGUUAGUCUUGUCCACCCCAGCGUCUCUCAGGCAACUCUUGACGGGCACGACGCACUUUUCAAACAGGUCCAUGUUGAGAUCCUCGAAUUUAGCACGGGUAAUGCUAGAGUGGAAGUCGAUUCCCUCGUGCAGGCACUCAAUAUCCACAGUGGUCUCAGUAAUCCUCUUGGCCCUCUCGCUGGCUGUCCUCAGCCUCCGUAUGGCUCGGGGGUUUUGGGAGAGGUCUCUGUCGUAUUUGCGCUGAAACUCGGCGGCAAAGUGAGCGACAAUGCGGUUGUCGAAAUCCUCCCCGCCAAGAUGGGUGUCGCCAGCGGUGGCCCUCACCUCGAAGGUACCCUUGUCGAUCGUGAGGAGGGAGACGUCACAGUCGAGGCCAUAGGCAAUGGCGGCGGCAGUUGGCUCAUUGAUGAUGCGGAUGACAUUGAGGCCGGCAAUCGCACCAGCAUCCUUGGUGCCCUGUCUCUGAGAGUCACUAAAGUAGGCUGGGACGGAUUUUUGUGGCCUUGGUUUGCCAACUGGUCGCUUUUAGCUUUGAUUUCAUGUGUUAAUCAUUAA